AUGAUUCAACUAAAGACAUUACUCAACUGCAUCGACAACUCGGGCGCCUCGGUCGUCGAGUGCGUCAACGUUCUCAAGAAGAAGCGGCCCGCGACAAUCGGUGACCGAAUCGUUGUGGUCGUUCAGAAGCAGAGAGCCGCCACAUCGGAAGGAUCUAGCGGCACAGCCCUCGCCAACAAGGUCCGCCGCGGAGAUAUUCGCCAUGCUGUUGUGGUGCGGGUGAAGAAGGAGUUGCAGCGGGCUGAUGGUACAGUCGUUCGGUUCGGAGACAAUGCGUGUGUUCUGGUGAAUAAGUCCGGAGAUCCCAUUGGGACGAGAAUGAACGGCGUUGUGGGCCAAGAGCUGCGCGGCAAACAAUGGUCCAAGAUCCUGUCGCUGGCUCCUAUCAAUGUGUAA
Molecule: messenger RNA, 396 nt
Organism: Penicillium oxalicum
Lineage: Eukaryota; Fungi; Ascomycota; Eurotiomycetes; Eurotiales; Aspergillaceae
Product: mitochondrial 54S ribosomal protein uL14m
Exons: 4
Coding region: 1-396 (131 amino acids)
Biological process (GO): translation
Cellular component (GO): mitochondrial large ribosomal subunit; ribosome
Molecular function (GO): structural constituent of ribosome; large ribosomal subunit rRNA binding
Source: RefSeq, a predicted model, not a curated record